Molecule: messenger RNA, 1562 nt
Organism: Diaporthe batatas
Lineage: Eukaryota; Fungi; Ascomycota; Sordariomycetes; Diaporthales; Diaporthaceae
Exons: 1
Coding region: 300-1562 (420 amino acids)
Cellular component (GO): cytoplasm
Molecular function (GO): flavin adenine dinucleotide binding; electron-transferring-flavoprotein dehydrogenase activity
Source: RefSeq, a predicted model, not a curated record
GUCCGCCCGGACACCGUGGUUCGAUCCCCUUUGGACUAGCCCAGCCGCUUGAGGACUAGCGCUCACCAGCAGAUCGCGUUGUAAAGGAUUCAGGACGAAAUUCGGCCGUUCGUCCACCAUGAGGAAGCCGCAUAGCGGUUCCAAAAACUAUUUAUCUGCCUCUAGCUCCCGAAACUCACUGAAACUCUUGUUCAGGAGCAUUGUCUCGUUCGACAGGUUCCAAGGUUUGGCUACCACAGGUUGCUUUGCCUUCCAACCACGUCUUCACAUUUUCAUAGACAGCACAGCUAGCUGGAAUCAUGGCCCAGUCUCCAAAGAACAUCAUUAUUUUGGGCGGAUCUUAUGGUGGCUUGUCUGUUGCGCAUUACACUAUCAAACAUAUCAUCGCGAAGGCCCCAAACAAACAGAUCUUUCGGGUUAUUCUGAUCAGCACUUCGUCUCAAGCCUUCUGCCGGCCUUCUUGCCCGCGCGCGAUGCUCUCGGACGAUAUGUUCCCCCAGGACAAGCUCUUCGUGGACAUACAGACCCAAUUUCAGCAUUAUGAAGAUGACAUCCACUUCCAAUUCAUCAAAGGCACGGCCACGCAUCUUGAUCAUGAGCAGCGCAUUGUUACCAUCAAGAAAGGUUCCGACACUUCGCAGGAAUUGGCUUUUCAUGCUCUUGUCAUCGCUACUGGUGCUUCGACGUCAUCCCCAUUGUUUGGAUUCAUCCAGGACGAGGCAUUCCUACGUGAAAGCUGGAGCUCACUCCGAAAGGCACUUCCUGCAGCUCGAAACAUCGUCAUCUCCGGAGGUGGCCCAACCAGCGUUGAGACAGCUGGAGAACUUGGCCAGUUCCUGAACGGACGACCCAGUUCCAUUCGCUCAAGACGAAACAGCGCUCGCGCCAACAUAACUAUCAUCACGAGUAGUUCAAAGAUCCUGCCAAAUUUAGGUCAGAGUAUUGCCGACAAAGCGGAGAAGCUCUUGGCCGAUGUUGGCGUGUCAGUCAUCAAGAAUGCCCGCGUCAGGACUGUCACGCCCACCGGCGCCGGCAGUGAUCUCGAGCUGCUGACAUCUGAGACCACCGUCGUCCUGGAGGACGGGAGAACCAUCGACGCCGAUCUGUACAUACCUGCAACCGGCACGACACCCAAUACCGGCUUCAUUUCCGACAGAUCUCUGCUGACAACCGAUGGCCGUGUCAAUACCAAUCCAUCGACUCUGCGGGUGGACUGCGCCGGCCCUGGUUCCAGGAUCUAUUCCAUCGGGGACGCAAGCUCCUACGCGCGUCCAGCCGUACACAACAUCCUUUCGGCAGUCCCUGUUCUCUGUGCGAGCUUGAAACAUGACCUGCUCUUUGAAGGGGAUCACCAGGAAGACCCGUCGGCCGGAGGCGGACGUGUUUUCGAGGAGGAUACCAGAGAAACACAGCUGGUUCCUAUUGGUACAACGAAGGGUGUGGGCGCAGCGAUGGGAGCUCAACUACCCAGUUUCCUGGUAUGGUUAUUGAAGGGGAGGGACUACUGGCUUUGGACGACUGGGAACCUGUGGAAUGGCAAGAAGUGGAACAAGGAGUCUUGA